GAUUUAAAGCUGCGUCACAAAAUCGGAUUGAUCAUUCCAAUUAACCGCGAAGUUUUUUUGACCCUUAUAACCAUCUGUUCACUCAUGCGGAUUGUCGUCUCGGAACGCCCCGACUAUCCAUCCUCGACCCCACUGAGCCGGAUCACCUUGUGCUGGAAACCCCGCGAACUUCCGUCGUCCUUUGCCGUUCCCAUCUACGACUGCGACCCUCCUAGAUCAAAUAUUGAUGCUCACGCCAACUAAUCAAGCAACCCGUCCUAGUUAAGCCAGACGUCGUCACACCAUUUCAGCUCAAGAUAUGGCACAAAUACUGACAGAGUUACAGCGCAUUCAAGACGACCAGUGCCCCGCAUGCACUCGGGUCCUUCUAUACAUACAGUGUUCAUGACCUAAAACCGCUUUCGUUUUGCCAAUUGAAGAACUGGAAUCAAAUUUCAUCCAGCACAUCCUCGCCAACAUCCACCUACUCAUGUGUAACCUUCAUGGAGAAUAGGUCUUUCCUCCGCAUCCACUGACCACUCAAGAACCAUACGUCCCUUCCGAAUACCCAGGGAGGCUUGCAUGUUGUCGUUCUUCCUUUUCCGUAUUCCGAAUAUCAAUUUGCUUCAGCUGCCUGUGUAAUAGUGUCUACUCGUUUUUGGAGUACUUCAUGCGUUGGAAACCAUUUGUAUCGAACGAAGAAACGCGCGAUUCUGGCUCAGUGAAGGUGAAAGGAAUACGAUUGGGAUCC
This is a messenger RNA of Cantharellus anzutake, 730 nucleotides long. RefSeq lists its product as uncharacterized. NCBI's taxonomy places the organism in Eukaryota, Fungi, Basidiomycota, Agaricomycetes, Cantharellales, Hydnaceae. The record is from RefSeq and is a predicted model, not a curated record. The annotation marks the transcript as partial. The transcript has a single exon.